Molecule: messenger RNA, 1594 nt
Organism: Gilbertella persicaria
Lineage: Eukaryota; Fungi; Mucoromycota; Mucoromycetes; Mucorales; Choanephoraceae
Exons: 5
Coding region: 42-1331 (429 amino acids)
Source: RefSeq, a predicted model, not a curated record
GUUUCAUUGUUAUCAUUUUAUUAAACACAUCAACCUAUUAUAUGUCAGUUAAAGAAGUUACUUUUCCAAAAGCUUUGAAUAUUGUAAGACCAUCAACACCUUCACUACGACACCAGGAUUCUUCACAAUUAAGUUCAACUAUAUCCUCACCUUCCACUAUAUCUACGAUUUCAACCUAUUCCGCCUUUAAUAACCAUACCCGAGUACAACCUACGAUUGUAAGCCCAUCAAAUCACACAUAUAUUCAAAAUAACUGGGCCAACUUCAAGUCAGCCAACCCAGUAGCCAAUACUGUGGGUGUCAAUCCUCAUCGAUUUUUACAGAGACCUCGAAGUAACUCCAAUCUCUCACGAUCUACAUUCUUUUCAUCUUUAUCUGCAUCAAGUCAAAAUGAAGAUGAGGAUGAGGAUGACCUCGACAGUAUUGAUGGUUUAACUGACGACGAUGAUGAAGAAGAAGAAGAAGAUGUCCUAACAAAAGUUGUUGCUAAAGUAAAGCAUGGCACAAUUAUGAACGGUAAAGGAGAAUUUGUCAACAAAGGACCUAUUGCAGAAGAACAAAAUUCUUGGCUUGAAGAGGCAAGGACGAACCGUAAAAUUGCCGAUCUUGAAAUAGAGAAAGCAUCUCUUUUGUUUCUAAAUAGUACUUUGGAAGCCAAGUUGCGACAACAAUCGUCACAGAUUGCCGAAUUGCAAAAGCGAUUACAAAUGAAUGAAUUACCCCUGACACCCGUAUCAGACAAGCACUCUGAAGAGUUUCCUCCAUAUGAUGAUGAUGCCAGUACACUUGUCUCAAAUCAAGCUAUGUCAGAACAAGAAGAGAUGGAAAACGACCUCGCCUUUCAACGUAUAAGGUCGAUGCUUGAAGGCCUUAUUACUCAAGCAGAAACAGCAUUAACCCAGAAAACAAAACAAUCAGGAAAGGUGCUACAACAACAAGAAGAUUAUUACUUGCCAAUAAAAGAUGAAGAAAAAAAACAUCAUGUUGAAGCAUUGCAUAAACUGACAGUGAGAUCUGCCACAUCUUCUCUUGAGAACCGUAGAUCUAAGACACCAACAAUCAACACAAGAAGAACAAUGACACCAACUAGUCGGCGUGUAUCUACAUCGGACACUUCUUCUACUAUCUCCACUUCAUCUGCAAGAAGUUCUUCAGGGGUUCAAAUGUCUAGAACCUUAUCACGACAAUCAUCUCCACCUGUCAUGAUGAGAUCUAACUCACCUAGACCUUUUAGUCCACCACCUUCUACUCAACCACAAAGAAAAUCUUUGACACCCAAACAAUCUCAAUUAAGAAAACAAAAUGCUGAAAAGCCAAAAUGGAACUUUUAAGACUUCUUUAUAUUCUGUAUCUAUGGUUAUUUUAUGAUUUCACUAUGCAAAACAAAAAAAAAACGUCCUUUCACUUUCUUUAAUGUAUAUAUACACACAUAUAGGACAUAUUUUAUUUAUUAUGUAUACCAUAUACCCCCUCACAUUCUAUGACUUGAACAAUCACACUCAUUCUAUUCAUUCAUUCACACAUAUAUAUAUCUCUUUUUUUUUGUAGCAGCCUUAUUGUAUAUUAUAAAAUAAACUUACCUUGGUGUCAACUA